CAGAAAACAGCUGUUGGCUUUCUAUGCCAUUUGCCAAAGGAGCCGAGCGACCACCAAAAAUCAUAGGAAGCAGAUGUGGUCUCCUCACAGGUGCGCGGCAGAAAGUGUAAAAUACUCCAUAAAUUAUUGCUGUAUUUCAAAAUAGUUUUACGCGAUUUAAAACCGCUUGGCUAUGCACCAAUCGGAUAUUAUUUAUUAGAUUACAGCCUUUAGUCAACACCGAGCGACUAAUUUAACGAUUCAACCAUAUUGCAUUGAAAAACCACAAUAAUACCACAGACCGCAGAACGCGCUGCACUUGAAAUGAAAUGAAAUUGUCCUGGCUAAGUGAAGUAAUUGAAUUGGUAAGUGCGAGUACAUUGCAGUUGUAUGAGGAUACUGGCCGGUUCCUGCAACAGUUGGCUGGCAAUCAGACGCAAGCGUUGAUCGUAUUGCAAGAGACGUGGCGUGCUAACGUGCUGCACUGGGCAACACUCUCGUAUCGACGCUUCAGUUCGACAGCAAUCGAAGCCCUGGAGCAUAUCAUUUACGCGUGUCUGGUGUACUUGCUAGUAUGCCUGGGCAUUUUCCUUACGACCCGCAGCAACAGUCCACUGUGGCGUUGGUGCAAAUUAAUCAACAAUGUACGCUUUCCGAGACAACACAAAUUGGAGCGUGUUUUGCUGGUAACCUCACACCCGGACGAUGAAUGCAUGUUUUUUGGGCCACUGCUUUAUACGUUGACACAUCGCUCUAGCUGCCAAGUAUACGUGCUUUGUCUGUCAAACGGUAACUUCGAAAAGCAAGCGCAAUUACGUCGCGAAGAACUAUGGCGGUCAUGUGAAAUGCUAGGUGUUCCAGCGGCCAACAUCAUAAUGGUGAAUGCCACAAAUCUGCCCGAUGAUCCGAAUGUGGAAUGGAAGGCACCAGUGGUGGCGAACAUAAUUCUGCACACUGUCGAAAGUCUUGACAUUCAAGCGAUCUGUACAUUCGAUCGAGAUGGUGUGAGUCAGCACCCAAACCACAGCGCUGUAUAUUUCGCAGCAGCAUCACUGUGUUUGGCUAAUUUAUUACCAAAAGAUUGCAAAUUUUAUACACUGGACUCUAUUAAUAUUUUAAGGAAAUAUAUCUCAAUUUUCGAUUUGCUUUGUACGUGCUGUAUAUCGACUUACUGGUGCAUAUUGGGCUGGGAUGAGGCCGCGCAAAUACGACGCGCUAUGCGUGAGCAUAAAUCCCAAAUGAAAUGGUUCCGCUGGUUGUAUAUUUACUUUUCACGUUAUAUGUUCAUAAAUUCAUUGCGUGAGGUGAAUCUCGCCGACAUCGAAUUGGAGAUGCAAAUAGAUGAUAAUACAUUUUGAUUUGUAGCAACGUCCAUUAGCUUUAAACAAUGCCGCAGUCAGCCAGCUAGCCAAUAGCAAGCACUAUAACAAAAAAAAAAAAAAANAAAAAAAAAAAAAAAAAAAAAAAAAAAAAAUCACCAAAAAAAAACAACAAUGCAAUAAAUUCGAUUGAAACUAAAAAUAAAAUCAGACAAACCAGACAGUCGACGAUGUUACAAAAAACAUUUUAAGCACAUAUGUACAUAUAUACAUACAUACAUAUGUAUGAAUCUGUGUAUGGGAAUCCGCAAACGCCGAAAACCAACAACAUCAACAAAAGACAUGCCAUAGACAACAAAUAGCGCUACAACUGCAACAAUGCUUACAAGAACUACAACAAAAUGAGGAAAACCCAAAAUAAAAAAUAUCGUACACAAAAUUAUCAAUAAGUAUCUUACUGAGCUGCCUUUGCCGGCUGAAAGCAAACACGAAAUGUACAAUAAAAGUAUGUAAACAUAAACAAUAAAUACGUGCAAUAAUUGACCGGUGCAAGAACACAAGCGACGCUAAACACAGCCAUGACGACGAAUAGGAGGAAGGAGGAUGACGGCAGCUUGCGGCGGUGGUGGUGGCGGCAUUGUGUGCAUGCCACAAAUGUUGAGUGGUUGGCGUCGAACACAUACUAGAACACACACACACACACUAGCGAACUGUGAGGAUGAUGACGAAGGGAUCGUGAUGCCAUUUGAGAGCGCGUAAAAGCGUCUAGCCAAUUACAGAACAACCACAGCAACAAGUGAACCUCUACAUACGAUUCAUAUAAUGAAACAACUGAAAACUUUUAAUAUAUGCGCAUUAUACAUAUUUUAGGUAGUGUGGGUACAUAAGAAAAAGAAAAAAAAAAACCAAAACACAUAUCUGAACCCAUUUCAAUUAAGUGUUUCCUAUUUAAGUUGCCUUAUCCUUUUUAUAUAGUUUACGCACAUUAACACAAAAGAUGCAUACAUAUUUAGUGUACACAAAAUGAGUGUAUUUUGAAAUAGGUGUAUUCCUUACCUAUAUAUAUAUAUUUAUGUAAUAUUUUUUAGUCUAAGGCAGUUAAUAGACUUUUAUUUUCUUUAUUAUUUUGCCCAUUUAACUGAACUACACAAGUUCGGGGCAUGAUUUCGAUUUAUUUGUAUGUAUGUACAUAACGUAAUACAUAGUACACAUAGUUGUAACAACAGCGAAGCCUAAACAUACCAUGAAAUAUAUAAAUACUAUAUCUAUUAAAUAUUGUGUAUAUUCAUUAUUUAUAUUUCUUAAAGUUUGUUUAUAACAUUUUUGUUAAUUUGGUUAUUGUUACAUUAUUAUGGUACUUUUCAAGUACAGCAAGAGUAUACACACAGCGAAGCAAUAUUCAUAACUUUUAUAGCUUUUGAAUUAGCAUUGAAAAACUCUUGUUAAAAUCAUAAAUAUUAAAAAAAAAA
Messenger RNA from Rhagoletis zephyria (snowberry fruit fly), 2767 nucleotides. It is a transcript of the gene PIG-L, whose product is annotated as phosphatidylinositol glycan anchor biosynthesis class L. Gene Ontology annotation, molecular function: N-acetylglucosaminylphosphatidylinositol deacetylase activity. Lineage: Eukaryota; Metazoa; Arthropoda; Insecta; Diptera; Tephritidae. The record is from RefSeq and is a predicted model, not a curated record. Gene Ontology annotation, cellular component: endoplasmic reticulum.